AAGAAAUCACGCAUCUCUUUUGAUUUAAUUUGAUUAAUAUUAUCUUACUAAGUUUCGUUUUGAAACGAAAGCGCACUUCAUGAUGGAGGAAAUCUCAGCUGUGAAGAUGCCUAACUUCAUUCCGUCCGACCCUUCCCUCUGGUUUACGAUGGUAGAGUCAACAUUUGAAUUGGCUAUUCCAAAGCCAAUUACAGCUUCUCGCACUAAAUUCAACUACUGCGUGAGCACUUUGCCACCUGAAAUCGCGAUAACUGUGCGCGAUAUCAUUCUUUCGCCAGAUGCAACUGACCCUUACAGCCAACUUAAAUCUGAGAUAAUUUCCCGAUGCGGAGAAUCAAAAUCUCAGGAAAUUCGUAAGUUAUUGGCUGGAGAGCAGUUGCAUGAUAGAAAGCCGUCCGAGCUGUUAAGAAUUAUGCAAAGACGUGCCGAAAGUCACAAUAUUGCCGAUUCUCUUUUACUGGAAUUAUUUCUUCAGCAACUACCAUCUAAUGUGCAAUCGAUUCUUGCCUCAAUACAACCUUUGACACCUCAAAACGCCUCUGAAAUAGCCGACAAAAUACUGGAUAUAACACCAAACCAGGUAAGUGCUGUUUCAAAUGCAACUGCUACAGCUGAUUCUGAACUGUUAUCAGAAAUUAAAAUGUUGCGUAAAGAAAUUGCACAGAUGCGUCGCCAUUCCAGAAGUCAUUCACGGAAUCGCCAACCUCGUUUUCGACGGAAAAGCCCUGCCAGUAAUGAUGAUAUCUGUUGGUAUCAUCGGAAGUACGACUCCAAAGCGCAUAAAUGCAUUCCGCCUUGCAGUUAUCAGCCAAACCACAACGGCAAGGAGUAG
This is a messenger RNA of Argiope bruennichi, 832 nucleotides long. RefSeq lists its product as uncharacterized. The transcript has a single exon. Bases 80 to 832 code for a protein of 250 amino acids. Lineage: Eukaryota; Metazoa; Arthropoda; Arachnida; Araneae; Araneidae. The record is from RefSeq and is a predicted model, not a curated record.